AUGUCGGCGAUGCCCGACCACAGGAACAGCCUCCCCGUCAGGCUCAAGCUGCGGCUGCGCGCCCACGACUCGACGUACACCAUCUUAAGGCGGUUCUGCGGCAUGACGUACAAGAUCUUGAGCAGGUGCGCGACCAGGCAGACGAUGAACCCCGUGGCGGGCCCGUUGGUGAUGAUCACGUGCGGGUACUUGAACUGGUUGCCGUGGCGGGUGGUGGGGCGGGCGUCGGGCUCGCGCGCAGGUGAAGGGCGCCGUCCAGAGAGGCUGGUGAACCUUACGCGCACGGGGGACGCGGAAGGCGUCCAUGGUGCCGGCGCGGGCGUCGGGGAAGCAGCGCUGAAUGAGGGCCUCGAGCUGGGCGACGCGGUUGAGCGAGUCCGUGUCGCCGGUCGUGACGAGGUAGCGCCGGUGGAGGUUGGCUUGGGGCGCGAACUUGCGCCGGAUGGUCUCGAGCAUCUCGGUCGUAUGACCGCCCGAGCCGAGAAUGUAAAGGAAGUAGACAGCCGGGAGGCUGGCCGUGUUGGGAGUCGACGGGUCGCGGCGGGUAAUCCAACGGCGGCCGGUCUGCGGCCGAGGAUGCUCGUGCUUGAGCUAUUGAGACGAGAAAGACGGCGGACUUACGACAACGAAAGUUUGUGGGUGAAAGUUCGCAGCAAGCCGCAGCCGCCGCGAUCGGUGUUUUUCUGCUGGCCCACCGUGUCGUUGCCUGUGCCUUUAUGCGGGUCCAUGGCCGCCUGCGGCUUGUAUGAGAGGAGUGCUGCUCAAGCCGCAGCGUACUUAACCAUAAAAAGAGUGAGGGUGCUCGAGUUGAGGGAAGAGGAAGUUGUCAACAAUGCCAGUUAUGCACAUAACAUUGUCGCUUUGCCCAUUGUGCUGUCGGUCUGCAAUGCUCGCUCCCUUUGCAACACAAGCAAGAUGCCGCGACUCUACCGCAGUUCCUAUCUGACGUGUUUCUACUGCGGCCGCAAGAACUCGACUCUCUACAAUGCCGAGAUCCGACGCUUCGACUGUCCCUUUUGCGAUGCCACCAACUAUCUAGACGAGCUAGGUAUGCUGACAGCCAAGAACGGCGACAUCACCGAUCCACCUGUCGCGACCGACAAAGAAGCCACCCCCCGGCAAUACGCCGUCCCGCAGGCAUUCUCUCCGCCCUCGAGUCCGACCAGCGACCCCAUCUUUUGUGCAACCUGCCUCAAGAAUCAGCACCUGCUGAGCGCGUCGCUUGCGCAGUACCUGCCCGACCCGGACGACCCGGACUACACCGAGCGCGAGAAGGGCCUCUACCGCUUUCGCAAGAACCAGGAGCGCCUCUACCCGCAGAUAUGCGCCGAGUGCGAGCCGAAGGUGCGCCAACGUCUCGAGCAGGCGGCGUACACGGCCAAGACGGACCUGCUGCGGCGCAUGCUUGAUCGCAGCGCGAGCAGGAGCAAGAGCAUUAAGACCCUGGGUUGGCUGGAGAGGGCCGACACGGCGGGCAGGUGGUUGUGGAUCGCUGGCUUUGUGCUGCAGCUGGCCUGGCACGCGGUGGUGGUACACGGUUUGCUUUCGCAGUAUUUCGUGUGGCUCGAGGCCGACGAGAGUCUGUUAACUUUCCGGUUGCUCAGGGUCUGCGGGCCCUUCGUUGCCCAUCUUCCGUCUGCGGUUCGGCUGCUGAGAUGGAGCAUUCUUGCAAGUAUCUUAGGUGUGUGGUGGAAUCCACGGUUCGCCCAAAUAUUUAGGGGCUUCACCCGACACAUCAGCGGAGUUGCCAGAUGGUAUUUGUUCCAAGCCAUGGCCGUCGCCCUCCGCAUUUUCCUGCAGACCGGCUGGGAUUUAACCUCUCCAAAUCCAUUGCUCUUGAAUAUGCAGACCGCCGGCCAUGCUUUUGUCGCGGCGUUUGCUGCGCUCAUUUUCAUUCUCGCUCCCCGCGCAAUUCAUAUCAACAUGGCCCCCUUAUUCGGCGCCACCUCAACCGACCUUCUCGACGAGAUCUCCCGUUCCCCCACCUCGCCCAACCCCCCAUCCCCAGUCGACCUCUCGCCAUCCGUCCCACGCCGCUCCAACAAGCCGCCCAUGGGCCAUGCCCACACGCAAGCCGCCCAAACCCUAACCGCCCACCUCCAGCAAAUCGACACCCUUCAUCUCCAACAAUCACCCUCACCCUUCAGUUCGACCGCAGGCAUUGGAGGAGGGGGAGGAGACGAAAUGGACUGGUCCCCCACCCCGUUUUCCUCUCCCUUCCCAUUGACCACCACCGCCGCCGCCGCCGCCACGCCAGACGCGAUCGCCCAGCAAUCCAAAUACCGCGCCUUCAACACCCGCGGCCAGCGCGCCACCCAGCCGUUUGGCUCGGCCCCGACCGAGCCGCGCAAGGGGUCUUUCUGGUACCGGGUUCCGCCCGCCCCGACGACGCCUGCCCAGAGGGUGUUCAACCCGCCUAACCGGCCCGGGUUGAGGCUUAGCUCGGUUGAGAAGGCUGCUGGUGGCAGUGGUGUGCGCGGUAGUGAUGCCCCUAGUGGUGGGGUUGUCCGGUUUCGGGGUAGAGAUGGGACCACGCUUGCGAGGGAAGGGGGCUUGGGUGGUGGUUGCGGCGGUAGUGGGGAGGAAGGGGAGAAGAGGCAGGUUUCGUUCGCGGAACCGCGGCUUUUUGCGGAAGUGGUGGUUGGUGGUAGAAAUGCUGGUGGUGCGGGGGAGGGGGGGAGGGGUGACCCACGAAAUGAGUUGUCCGGUAUGAUUGGGGAGGGCCUAAAGUUGGAUGGAGAAGAGGGCAAGGCGAAGGAGGGAGGUGGCUGGUUUACUCGAAGGUUUGCAGCGAGAAAGAAGGCGGCCGGGUGA
Molecule: messenger RNA, 2814 nt
Organism: Parathielavia appendiculata
Lineage: Eukaryota; Fungi; Ascomycota; Sordariomycetes; Sordariales; Chaetomiaceae
Exons: 12
Coding region: 1-2814 (937 amino acids)
Biological process (GO): nuclear inner membrane organization
Cellular component (GO): mitotic spindle pole body; nuclear inner membrane; chromosome, centromeric core domain
Source: RefSeq, a predicted model, not a curated record